Messenger RNA from Actinia tenebrosa (Australian red waratah sea anemone), 1203 nucleotides. RefSeq lists its product as uncharacterized. Lineage: Eukaryota; Metazoa; Cnidaria; Anthozoa; Actiniaria; Actiniidae. Gene Ontology annotation, molecular function: hydrolase activity, acting on carbon-nitrogen (but not peptide) bonds. The record is from RefSeq and is a predicted model, not a curated record.
AUGGUUUUAMACAGGAAGCCCAAAGAACAAACCAUAAGCUUAGCAAUGGCGGAAACAGUUGAUUACAUUUUCUAUGGUGGGGCGAUUCUGACAAUGGACGAUGAUUGCCCAAAUCCAGAAGCUAUUGGUUUCAAAGGAAAGACAAUCCAUACAGUAGGAACGAAAGAUCAUGUGUUUUCGUUCACAGGUCCACACACCAAGUACGUGGUACUCAAAGGAAGUCAAACACUUCUUCCAGGCUUGAUCGAGCCACAUCAACAUCCUACCCUCAUGAUAGAGCCUCGAUGUUCAUUCGUAAGCUGCAGUGGUUAUCAUUAUGACUCCUAUAAACAAAUAGAAGAGGUCAUCAAGAAAACUGUGGCUGGAGUUGACCCAACCAGUGGAAAGUGGUGUGUUUUUGUUGGAUGGGAUCCCUUAAUAGUCAGUGAUCUGCCUCAGUUAAACUUGGAGACCCUUGACGCGUUCUCGCUCGAUGUCCCUAUACUUGUCAUAAGUGAAAGUCGACACGAAUCAUGGGCGAAUCGCAAAGCUUUUGAAGCUGCAGGGAUCGACGAAUCAGCAGAUCCCGAAGGCGGGUGUUUUGUGAGAGAUGAAGUGACAAAGAAGCUAACAGGCAAGCUUUUGGAGCCAUCGGCCUGGCAGGCUUUUCUUAGCCGCGCUUCCAAACCUACAAUAAAGGAAAUAGCUCAAGCUGUCGACGACCAGUGGAAAGAAUAUGCAUGCGCUGGUUUUACAACAGUUGCUGAGCUACUUCACGCACCAGACGAAGAGAUCGAUAGGGCUGUACGGAAUAAGGCUGGCCAGCCUGACUGUCCAAUACGUCUAGCUAUAUAUGAACAGAUUUCUAACUCCGAAGAUGCAUCAAAAAUCAAACCCAGUGCGAUCUGUCCCGAUAAAAACGACUUGGCUCUAAACGACAAGCUUUGGUUCGCCGGGGUCAAGAUUAUCAGCGAUGGGUCCCCCCGGUGUGGGUCUUGCGCCACGCGUGAGCCGUUUCUURCUAACGAAAAGACCGAAAACUUUGGAUUCCUACCCUCUCCUUCAUAUGGUUCUUUGAACUACACAAACGAGGAACUUCUUCAUAUGGUGCAGCAAGGCCACAACAGAGCCAAGCAGAUUGCAAUACACGCGCACGGGGAGAGAGCCAUCGAACAAGUGUUAAACGUGUAUGAAAAGGUAACAGAAAUGUUAUUGCGCUUGUGA